ACUGUAGGUGCGUACGUAGCUCGGUCUCACUUUGUUCCGCGACGACAUUAGCCAGUGCAAAGGGCUUAAAUUUUGAGGGGAGCCAUGCCGAGACUCAGACAGCGGAUUGUUUAUUGCGAUUGCUUCGAUUGCGCGGACCGGCCCGCCGAGUCCACGCUCACGCCCGAGCAGCUCGAUGCAGCCACUGCGGUAGCUCGUCAAGAACCCCCACCGAAGGCAUUGCUGAUAUUUGUGACCGGGAUGCUGCUCGCGGCCGACGGCAGCACAAACCUGGACGUGCACACGCUCCCCCACUGCAACCUUCUGGUCCGCGAGGGCAACCUCGGCCUCCUGGCGACACGGGGAGGCGGCGACCACAGCGCAGCGGGCCUCACCCCCGCCAUCUCGGAGCUGUCGCAGCUGCUUGGGGUGUACCCGGAAGUGGCGCGGCAGCCGCCCACCGCGGCGGAGGACCAGGAGGCGGUGGAGGCGGAAGCCGGCAGCUCCAGCCUGCCCAGCCUGGCAUCCAGGUACAAGGGCAUGCAGGCGGCGCUGGCGUCCACCAGCGCGCCCGCCCGCGCCCUGGCCCGGCGCCUGGGCAUGGCCGUGCCGCAGCGCCUGUGCCUGGGGCGGAGCGCAGCAGCGGAAGUAGGGGCAGGGGCAGGCGCAGCGGGCGGGCAUGAGGCGACGGCGGCCAAGAGGCCUGCGCCGCUUGCGCUGCCGGAGGCGGUGCCGUUCGCGGCGGCCAUGGCAGAGGAGCUGGGCGCGGCGGAGGGCAGCAGCGGCCGCGACCUGUUGCUGCUGCAUGUCGACCUGGAAGACCUGGUGGCGGCGGCGGCGGAAGGGGCAGGGACAGAAGCAGGGGCAGCGGCAGGGGCGGGUGGCGAUGCCGGUGCGGCGGCGGAGGCGCGCUGGGAGGCUGCAGGCGAGGCGCUGGAGUGGCUGGACGCGCUGGUGAAGGCGUUGCUGGGGAUCAGAGAGAUUCGGGAGCGCACACUGCUGACCCUGGUGGUCAGUCCCUCAGGCCGGCCCAUGCCCGCCGCCGCCGCAGCGGGACAGCAGCUCGCAUCCUCCGCCACCGCCGCGCCGCCAGCCGCGCUGCUGCUACCUGGCGGCGCCGCUGCGCCGCCCAUCGACCCCGCCGCCGCCGUGCUCACGCCGCACAACCCGGCCCAGCUCGGCCGCAGCGCUGGCGCGGCGCUGGCGGCCGCCGCCGCCUCCGUCAGCGCCGCCGCCGCCGCCGCCUCCGGCGCCAACACCGCCGCCGGCGGCCUGGCCAUCCUGGACGCCACGCUCGACUCCGACGUCGCCGCCGGCGGACUGGGCAGCGGCGCAGCCGCUGCCUCUGCCGCCCGCGACGCUGCCUCCUUCCCGCUCGUGUCCCGCCCGCUUCAGAGCUUUGAGUUUCUGGGUCUGGAGCGUCUGACGGGGCCCGGCGGUUGUGGCGUGGAUCUGGCGGCGCCGCUGCUGGUGGUGCGGCGGCUGCCGGGGGUGGUGCGGCGGGACCGGGCCGAGCGGCUGAGCUACCGCGACGCGCUGGCGGCGGGCGGGCUGGGGUGCGUGCAGCUGGAGAGGCUGCUGCCGGAGGUGGCUUACAAGGUGGCGCGCGCGCCCAAGUACGGGGCGUAGGCCGUAAGGGGUCAUGGUUACGGGUGAUGGCUGCGGGUGGUGAGUGCGCGUGGUGAGUGCGGGUGAUGCAGCGGGUGACGGGAUGGGUGUGAACUGUGAAGGGUGAUGGGGCGCUGUCAUAGGGUGUGUGAAGGGAUGGCGCGCGGAUGUGUUGGCAGAUGAGGCACUAGGCGGAGUGCAAGCUUGUAGGCGGAGGCUAGGAAGGACGGGGACGCAGGCUUGUGAAGGGGAUCCGCGCAGGGAUGACCGGCAGGCUACGGCGCAGGGCUCGUAGCAACACGGGCGGUGUAGGGUGACGGGUGACCACCUGGUCGGAUGAGGCGUACCAGAGUCAAGUUUGUAGUCGCGGCGGUAUGUGAACCCUGAUAUUUUGAAACAAGCAAAAUCGAGCGUAAAUCAUGUCUAUGAAUUUGAUAUC
Messenger RNA from Chlamydomonas reinhardtii, 2026 nucleotides. RefSeq lists its product as uncharacterized. The coding region runs from base 85 to 1608 and encodes 507 amino acids. NCBI's taxonomy places the organism in Eukaryota, Viridiplantae, Chlorophyta, Chlorophyceae, Chlamydomonadales, Chlamydomonadaceae. The record is from RefSeq and is a predicted model, not a curated record. The transcript has 6 exons.